Amorphotheca resinae ATCC 22711 is the source of this 7629-nucleotide messenger RNA. RefSeq lists its product as hypothetical. Lineage: Eukaryota; Fungi; Ascomycota; Leotiomycetes; Helotiales; Amorphothecaceae. The transcript is spliced from 6 exons. The record is from RefSeq and is a predicted model, not a curated record. Bases 1 to 7629 code for a protein of 2542 amino acids.
AUGGCGAACCCAUCCCAAGAAGAUACCGCGAUGGAGACAGCGGCAGACGAAACCAUCAAUAAAUCGAGAACUUUCAAAGGUCAUGAGCAACCUUCCGUCGAGGAACGCCUCUUACAAUGUAGGAACUUCCUCGCCGACGAAGACGUCAAUCGCUGUUUGAACUUCACGUCCAAGCUAGCUCAGAUCGAGGAAUAUCUCCAGUACAUUGAAGCAGAGGGACUGCCGCAUAACAAGUAUCUCUUCGCGGAUGUCAAAGCCAUGGCCGAGACACAAAAAGACUGGAUGAAACGAAUGGAUCAACCACCCCUAGAUAUCGACGGUCCCAACGCAUCCUCCAUCCUAAACUAUUCAACUCGUUUGAUGGACGCUGAAACUGCUACUGGACUCCAAGCGGAAAGAGACGCAGCCGGCUUGGUCACCCAGAUGCGGGAGGAUCAUGCUCCAUUCACGGUUGAAAGAUCGGAUGAUCAAUUUGAGUUCUUGCAGAAAAUGAAACAAGACGCCUGUGCCGAUCCGGAUAUGCCCGAGGGGAAUCCAACAACGAACCUGUUCUUCGUGGAGAACAGAGCGUACAACUGGGCUCUAAGAGAACCGUCGCUUAUUCCAUUCUGGACAAAUUGGAAAAGAGGGCUCCCCAACAAGGGUAUUAAACCAUCAGAACCGCAUCCCUGGUAUCGUGUCAACUCAGGAGCUGGGCAUUCUGCCCUAACACCCAAGAUGCGAGCCCUGAGGAGACAGACUGCCCAGCCUUGGAGCAUGCUUCCGGAUUAUCUCCAGCACAGGGAGGAUGUGAUCAAUCGACUCCUUCGAACCCCGCACGCCGAACUAUCCCCUAAGGAUGACUCCCAACUAGAACAUCUUCUGAUCUUUCAUGCUCCUCCAAACCUGCAGCAACUCCGUGAUGAAUGCGAUUUCCUUGAAAUUACAAGUGAUUUUACGGAGGAACAGCAUAAAAGGUUUUUAGAAAUGAAAGCCACUUUUCGUACAGAGUUCAAUGAAUGGAGGAAGGUCUUUCGAGAUACCGGUGUGCAGAUCAGGCUUCUGAGAACCGCAGCGGAUUCCGAUAUGCCAGGUAUCUUUUAUGUUGAAGAUGCCCAGCCAUCAGCCAGAGACUAUGCUCGAUUGCGAGAAUACGAGCAGCGGGUUAAUUUAUAUCUGGCCUCACAGGAACUGUCGACCGAGGACAGAGAGCAACUCGAUAACGAUCUCGAGGCCUUUGCACCAGUAGACAUACGGAGACUGAGUGAUAUGGCGCAGUUUAUCUCAGCCAGGGCAGGUAAAACUUCAAAGGGAGGCUAUAAAAAUCCGUCUGCCACGCAACGAGAUGAGGUUAGCGAAGUCCAGUUGGAAGCCUUGAAUGCUUCCGACCGACAGGUAUACGAUUUGGUCAGAAGUGAAAGAUCCCGAAGAUUUCGUCUCUGGGUGGAAAGUCUUCUAAAUACUAGAGUCACGCUGAGAUACCUGCGCCCAGGGGAGAUAGCUGCAGAGGAACCAGGCCGUCUCUAUUGUUCUUGGAAUCCGCAUAUUGAACGUCUACCGCAACUACCUCCACUUCAAGUUAGGCAGAUCGAAACAGAGAUCGACAACCUCAUGUACGAGUUUGUCAUCGGCACUAUAAGCCAAAGUAAUUAUACUCGUCUGGACGAAUUACUGGCGUCUAUUAUGUAUCCCCAGCACCUGUCGAUGUGGGGAGCUUACAGAGAAAUGAAAGAAAAAGCCGAUGCCGGUACACUCAAUCUAGCUGAGUCCAAGGAGUUUCGCCGGAUCGGAUUCAAAUACGCUCGUGUAUAUGACGCUUGGAAGAAUUGCCUUUUUGCGAGAGGUUUGAAGAUCCGGAUGCCACGAGAAAGCUCCGAUUCGGAUUUCAAUCCAGGCGUACUGUACUACAGAGGGAACUAUGAUGGCAUAGCAGCACCUGGCUUAUCUCCUGGGGAGAGCCUUAAGCAAUGGGCAAAACGUAUUGAUGCUGCCCGUGGCGGGAUAGCUCAAAGUUUGCAGGGAAACAACACCCUCACGACCGAAGAAAAAGAGAUGUAUGAAAUCGUUGCCCAUCUUCAAUAUCCUCUCCUCAAACGUAUGGACGUCGCGUGGAGAGAUUUGAGUGCCAUGCCAAAUUUAGACCAGGAGACACUACAGGAUUUCAAAGAUAUGUGGGCUUCUGCUUUCAAGAAGUGGCUCCGUCUUAUUCUCAGUCAUGAGGGUCCACUGGAGAUCAGAGAGGCUGAUCCAGAGGACGAAUCACUCGGGGAUCCCGGCAUUGUGUACUAUCGAGGACCUUUCUCGGAACCAGACUCUUUGAAAGUCAUUAAUGAUUCUACUUUGAUCCCAGAAGAUAUUCAGGAAAAGAGGGAUCAGAUUAAAUUGCUACUGGAAAAAUCCCGGAUCAUACCGCUAAGUGAACAGGACCAAGAGGCACUCGAGGUCUUACUACGAAAUUUCUGGAGACCAUCCCGCGAAUAUGCGGAUCACAUAGAACUUGCCAGGGAACAAAAACUGACAGAUGGUGAAAAAGAGCAAGAGAGAGUGAGAGGUGAUGAUUAUUCAAGACGAUUCGCAUUGUUCAUCCAACUGUAUCGGAAAAAUGGCUUCAAGAUUGAAAAGCUUCGGUCCGGUGCCUAUGAGUGUAAUGACCCAACUGCCAAGGAUCCCGACCUAUGGAGAACACAAGGAGCCAAUCGUCGAGGACUCGAUAGUGUCCCGGAAUACUUUCAGAAAUUAUUGAACAAACUCUGGCUCUAUCCAAGACUGUUCUACAGAAAGCUUCAGGAUCUGGAAUCCGAAAUCAAUGAACGUCUCCUCAUUCUGAACCCAGAAAGUCCACCGCCGGAUGAGGAAAUUGCUAGAUUGCUGCAGCUACUGCGCCCCUUUCUGCCUCCACCUCUUGCAGAACUCGAUAGCCAAUUGCAACUGUCGUCACAAAGUGAAGAUCUGUACUCUAAUAUGCCAAAGUGGGACGAGUCAGCAGCCCAGAAAACCUUUGUCGCUCCAUUUGUUCAAUGGCUUCGAAAGCUUCAACAGUAUGCAAAGACUAAGUGGCUAAAGAUACUCGUGUGGGAUUCAACGGAACUGUCGGCUCGAUCUUUUCCUCACAUUGGAGGCAGAUUAUAUUUUCCAAAGCCAGAAGAUGGUGACCACAAUAUGGAUUUGACUGAAGAUCCCGAGGAUGACUUACCUACUCGUUUCAAAAGGUACCAGGUUGAUAUCAACUAUCUUCUCAAGCGGAGACAAGUUAAACCACAAUCCUCAGACCGAACCUCCUUGAGCUGGGAAGAAAACGACAGGCUACGCCAGUUGUUACGAAUCGUGAUGGACCCAACCAUGGCCCAAGUUGAUGAUGAACUUCGUGCUCUGGAUCAGAGGUCUAGAGUUGAGCUCUUACACGGAGAAGAGUUGACGGACUUCCUGAGCAAGUCUGAGACCUGGCACUCAUGGUACAAUGAGUGGAUCGAUUCCUUUUCGCACGAUGGAAUCAAGCUGAAAAUUAUGAAGGAAGUAACCCAACGACGUAGCCACGAAUCAGGCAUUAAAUUCAUUUGGCCCGAACAUGAACAGGUUUUACUUCCACGAGGCCAUAUCAGAACGAUACCACUUCAUGUGAGGCUACUAAAUCAAGAGUUCAAUAUUGCUCUCCGCGCCCGUAAACUGACAGACGAAGAGCAAAAUGCCCUCUACAUGAAAUUUUUACCCCUGAUCACAGCGACCUAUCAGCAUGAGUUAGAGAGAUUUGGCGCAUUCUAUCUUCAUCGUCUCGGAUCCGGACCUGCCCAUCAGGACGAGGAGAUGGCCAUCAUAGUCCAGUGUAUGGUAAUCCUCGCUCUCAAAAUCAUGUGGGAACGUCUGAAAGAGGCAGCAACCGGAGGAACGGGCGCUUCCAUCCAGAUCUUUGAACCUGUGCGCGGCGAGCUUAGGAUCAGAUUAGUAUCAGCAGAGUCUGUCGAUGCUAUGGAAAAUAAGGCAGGAACGUCUCGAGCUAAGCCUCCUCUGCCCAUGGUUUUUGUGUUCAGUCUUCCACAAUUCAACCAGGCAAAAAACGAAUAUCUCAAGCUUUCAGCAAAGGCUCGAAGGGGUGCACACCUUACAGUACGGGAACGUGCAGAGCUCCUACGACUCUUGAAGCCAGUCCCAAAAGAGGAACAGCAGAAACAGAUGAAAGAAGCAGUCAAAUUGGUACGGAAGGUUUUCGAGGGGAAGGAGCUAGCUGCCGAGGAAUCGAGAAAUGCGAAGGAGAUCAUGUCAAGAAUUCUAUGGCAGCAAUUUGGCAAAGUCUCGGCCAAUGUGGCGGAGCGGGUAUUCCCAGAAUUACGACCUCUGCGGUCCGUUCAAAACUUACUGAGUCCAACUGUGCCGGGUACAGUCCAAACGAAUCCAGCUCUUGAAGCAGAGCCAACAGAAGCUGAAAUCAGAGAACUGGGUAUCGAAAUCAACACCCUUUUACGCAGAACUCGGAACAGGACAAUAACGGACCAGGAAGGCCGAAUACUGGAUUACAUUCUACAUCCCCUGAUUACUGACCGCCUACGAGUGUUGGAUGAGCAGAUUAUAGAUUGUAGCUCGACACGGAGACGCCCUGGCCGCGUAGUCGUCGGCUCUCAUCCAGAUGGGGUCUUGAACGCCAGACAAGGUCUUUUAUGUGUCGAGCUACAGAACCAGUGGCAGAAAGAAUUUCAAAAAUGGAAAGCCGCGCUUACCAGGUCCGGAGUAGUGAUUGAUAAAUGGUUCUAUGAGCCAGAUGCUAUAUCGAACGUCGUAGCUCGCUUUCGAGAGUUGAAGGAAGCAGUCAAGCGCGAGCCAGCACUCUUACGCAGCACCAACUCGGGAUUGAACGUGCCCCACAGACAGAUUCUGCAAGACGUCUUCUCAUCCCUCAAAAGAUUGAUGUUGGGACAUCUGCCAACCCACCUGGCAAAGUUACGGGAUACCUUAUUUGAUCGCCGAAGGAUCUUGAAUGCUCAAAAAGAGCUGCUGAGUUUAAGCGAGAGUGUGUCCCUGAAUUUGUUAGAGCACGAGUUCAUUGAUAGGUACAUGGCCUGGUAUAAUUCUGUCAUGAGGAAUACAAUAAGGAAAGUGGCUGCUGGGACCAAGGUAGAUUUUAGUGGCAAGGCUGAGAGGCGAGGUGUUCAACGAGCAACUGUUGAGCUGGCCCUGAACCUGUUGUCGACCAAUUACGAACAACAUCGGCCCCGUGAUAAAUUCAGGAGGGUCCAGCUGCCCCCCCAAUACCAACCACCUGAGCCAGAGGUACCAUUAUGUUUACCACUCGAGCCUUGGAAACGACCGGUUGAACAGGACCCCUUCAAACUCACAAAACUGCUGCUCAGGUAUCGGAAGUGGAAGGAUGAUGAUUAUCACAAGGCGCGAGGCCGUGCCAUUGACACGGCUGCAGGUCAUCUGGAACCACCGAUCAAUUAUAACGGGCCGUAUACUUUGCCUACCGAACAGGAUUUCUUCAACCGAGUCAAGGAGAGACGGGACCACCUGGCUCAGAUCCAAGCUUCUUUGAUUCAUGUUGGAACGAUUGCACCUAGGCCGCUCAUCCAUCGGCUAACUACUCUCAUCAAUGAAGCAUUACUCCUUUCGCCAAAUGACAGGUCUCAUCCCUUGUUCGAAAAUGAAGGGGAAGACAAGCCACUGGAGACAAGAGAGCUAGAAUUUCUGAGCGGGCUAUGUGCACCUUCUUGGAGCGAAGAGUGGGUACCCUUUCCAAAAGAUUCCAUAUCAUGGGUAGGAAGCGAUGAGACAGAGAAGGCAAAAUUGUUUGAAUUCGAGAGAGAUAUUAAUCUUAUUAUGCACGAGAUACCUCUCUGGACCCGAGAGGUUCCCUUAGAACCGCGGUCGCUUGAUCCAAAUUCUUACGAAUUUUACAUCCAGUGUCUGUACGACCGUGGCGUGGGCACCUCCACGGGCUGUGACUAUAAGACUCUGCUUCGGGACAAAAUCAAUCCCAAUCGUGAGCAGAGAUCACAGGGUCUCUUUCCGGUGCAUAUGUGGACAGAGGAAGAAGCUCUCCAAUUUUUGAGGGCAAUGAGCAGUGUUGAUCACAUUUAUUUCGACACCGAGGCCGGGAAAGUUGCGAGGAUCCCGCCUAGUGGACAUCCUGAGAAUAGAUAUGCGGUAAGCCUCGAGCAGCCCAUUCCCCCCUAUAUCGAAUACAAUCAGCAAGCAAAACAACAUCAAGUACGAUAUAACGCCGAGGGGGAGGUUGGCCAGCCUAUUCUCCAACCAAAUCUAUACGAGUAUUUGCAAAGGAUUGCUUACAGACUGGGCCGCGAAAUUCGACGACUCCAUAGCCAGAUUAGUGGCGCUAGCACCGAAACCCAGAGGCUCGAUGAUCAAGGCAUCUUGCUUAGAUUGACUCGUGACUUCAUGGAUGAGAUUGUUACAGAUGAGCACGGCAUUCGUCUCCCGUAUCGAACUGAAGGCCAACCUCCUGAUGGAAAGGAAGUCUCUAUCAGGAAGAUAGCACGCGACUUACACCGGAUCGCUCCUGAUCUUAUGGAAGAAGCGCAGGUGAAUCUGGAUGGCGACGCGGUAAACGAGAGCGAGAGAGAUCCGGGGACGCUGAUCCAAAUGCAACUAAUUCAGGAGUCGAACAAUAAUUGGGAGCCACGCUUCCCCGAGAAUGAACAUGUGUGGGAAUUUGCCGCUCCACGCCUUGCUCCUGUUGCUCGAACAAAAGAUGGCAGACUAUUCCGGAACAGAACCGUCCAGUACUUUAGCAUGCGUCGAUGGCCACUAUGGUGCCAACGUGAAGAGACGCGGGCAAAGAUAGAAUCUUCUGGAGCUGUUGUAAAAGAAAAGCCAGCCGCCCCGGCUUCUUCUCAACAAAGAGAGGGAUCGGAGGUGCAUACGGAGACAGCAGCGGGUCCCAAGAGAGAACAACAUCGUGGCCGUGGUCGUCCACCGAUGUUCCCAUUUGGAGAGACCCCUUACCAGCAGGCAUUUCAGAGCUGGAGAAUGGAAGGAGAUUUGAAGGAUGUCGAAGAACUCAACCCCAAGCCAUCCAAAAGAAGCUGGUUCUCCCUCAGGAGAAGGGUGAGCGAACCGCCUGUAGAUCGCUAUGCGCUCCCCCAAAUCCCUGCCGGCUGGCAACCGGACAAUGUCUCACUGGAGGAGAAACGGAGGGACGUCGCCGAACGGGUGAGGCACUCAGAUGGGUUCCCUCAAGGACUCGAGCAUUACUACAAUCAGGAGGAAAUCGCUGUCAUGCGCGCCCAAGAAGCCAAGACGCGAAACGAGAAACUGCAAGCUGAGGCCAGGGCACUGGUUGAAGCGCGUGAACGGAGGCCCUACAACGAACUGACCAGAGUGCAGAUCCGAGCAGCGCAGAUAGCACUCGGGAUCGAUCCCCUGACUGAAAUCCUCAGACCACAACCGCCUACUCCUUCAUCUGGCACGACAAGAGAUGUGGAACCUAGUGGCUUUGGCGCGGGGAGGGCAAGACGGCCAGCCGCAACGCCAACAAUUCCUACAGUAAACCUGCCAGACACACCUCCAUCUACUCUGGCAGGGAGUGUCAGGCCCCAAGAACGGCAGAAGAGAAAGUCUCCAGAACAGUUGUCGUCUCCGAGGCAGAAACGCGCCAACGUGGCGGAAGAUGAGAUAGAAGAAGAGGGCCAUAUGGGACCUUAA